Molecule: messenger RNA, 1760 nt
Organism: Humulus lupulus (European hop)
Lineage: Eukaryota; Viridiplantae; Streptophyta; Magnoliopsida; Rosales; Cannabaceae
Exons: 7
Coding region: 289-1512 (407 amino acids)
Source: RefSeq, a predicted model, not a curated record
UCUUCAUUAUUUUAAGGUUAAUUUUAUUUUAUUUCACAUAAAACAAACACUAACUAUGAUGCUUUUCUUAUUAUAUUCAUACUAAAGAUAAAUACAAAGUAAAAGUAAAUGACUGAAGUUGCUCUAGUACAAUUAUGCAAGAAAAAGUAAAAGUAAGCAUUGAUUAAGUAAAAGUGCCUCAAAGAGUCAAAGAACCAAAGGGAUGAUAGACUUUGAGGUUUUGUUUGUGAGCAUUCAAUUUAGUGUUGUAUAGUAAUUUUUCAUUUGGUUGAUAGAGAAGAGAAGAAGAUGGCUUAUGUUCCACCUCAUAAGAGACCUUCAAAGAACAAUGAGAAGUAUUCACAGAACCCACCAAAGCCAGAGCUGCCUCCUCCUUUGUUCAACAAAAAUCUCAAACUCGAGUCUCUUGGAACUGCUGCCCACCAAGACAUGGCUUUUGUAUACGAGGAUAUAUUCAGAUGGUUCGCCGUUGGUUUACAUGAUCAUAAUCACUUUCCACCUUCUGUUCAUCUUCAACCUGUUUCUGUGGAAUCCCUGAACUGGAAAACUGUAAAGCGUCAAGCUUUAAUUAACAGUGAUCUAAUCGAAGAAAGUAGCAGCAUAGUAACUGAAAGCUUUGCAAGGAGACCAUGGGAAUACAUUGCAGAAACAGUGCUGCCAGACUUGGUUUCUUCUUUUGAAGAUUUGAGAGGAGAAAUUGAGUCUCAAAAGCUUGUGGAAAUUAGGCCAACUAUAAUCAUUAGAUUUGGCAAAGUUAUUUUUCGUGGUAGGCCUUUAGUUAAUCAAAAAUCUGUGACAACAACAAAAUUGCUUUCCGAAGACACACUAAGACCGAUGAGAAGUUCAUUUUACACAACUGUUCCUAAUUCAUAUGUGGAAUACAUAACAAAGGAAGCUGGCUCAAAGAAUGGACUUGAAUUUGAAAAGGACAAAGAAGCAUAUCUUGUAUUUCUUUCUGAUGCCAGUCAGUCUGGAGAAAGCUUGUUUUGCAAAUGCAGGGUACUAAAAGAAGAUGGAAAGCUUCAAAUAUGCAAGAUUAAACGCUCCUACAUGCGACACAUGCUCAGAGACAUAUCUUGCCUCGAAAAGAAUUUAGACAUGAGGCUGGAUCUAUGCACCAAAAGAACUGUCACUGCUCUAACUGAUGAUGACAAGCAAAGCAUCAAUGAAAUAAUUGAUUCUGCUAUUUUAGACAGAGAAGUUAAGGGUGGACUGAGAUGGCCCUUGGGGAAGUCAUCAGUUUCUGGAGAUAAAUUUGGUGUAACUUCAGUCUGGCAUGUAACAAGCAAAACAUACAAAAAUCCAUCACUGAAGCUGAAGAUCAAAAAUGUUGAUCGGUAUAGAUUUAUUUCAUCAUCUGGACAAGCUACAAGGGAGGUUGUUGUAAUGUUAAAAGGAGUAGCUUCAGAACUAAUGAAAGAAGAGGUUGAUAUAAAUUUCACUAGUGAGAUGUUCAAGGACAAUUUGAAGGUUCUAUGGAACAUCUUUCUUUGCUGUGAACGCUUUCCAUGAUGAUGUUUCAUGAUGUAAAAACAUCUCUCUCUUGUUUUCAUUUGAACAAAGUGAAGAAGCCUUUGCCAAUGUUUAGUACUCUGCUGUAUAUAUAAGAUUGUAUUUUAUCAUAUAGAACUAUGAGAUGUUUGGUUUCGCUUUGCAUGUAUUAUAUGAUAAGGUGGAUCUUCUUUCUAAGUUUAGUAAAAGCAGGGUUCAUCUUGUGAAUCUCAUCAAUAUAAACGAAGACUUUGUUAAAUUUAGGAUCG